Messenger RNA from Bombyx mori (domestic silkworm), 1503 nucleotides. It is a transcript of the gene Bka, whose product is annotated as rRNA-processing protein FCF1 homolog. The coding region runs from base 849 to 1466 and encodes 205 amino acids. NCBI's taxonomy places the organism in Eukaryota, Metazoa, Arthropoda, Insecta, Lepidoptera, Bombycidae. The transcript has 2 exons. Gene Ontology annotation, cellular component: nucleolus; small-subunit processome. The record is from RefSeq and is a predicted model, not a curated record.
AACCUUGGUUUUCUAAGUUUAAUUUCCCAAAAAAAGUAACAUCUACCAUAUCGAGAUUAAGAUUUGGCCAUUGUAGUUUACCCAGUCAUUUAUCGAGAAUUGGUGUCGUUGACUCAGAUGCUUGUGAACAUUGCAAUACCAAUGGAAACAUCGAACAUACAUUAUUUGAAUGUGUCAAAUACAAAUCCAAACCACUUUAUGAAUUCCUUAUAAAAUUUCGUGCUCCUCUCCCUUGUGACUCCUACACUAUACUUUCCUUUGUUGAUUUCAAAUAUACUAAAGCUCUUAUUUCUUUUCUAACCUUCCAUAAUAUUUUAUUAUAAUAUCUUUUCUUCUUUACAUUACUAUAUUUUACUAUAUGUAUAUAUUGCCCUAGUUCCUCCUAUACCGCCUAUUUCUAAAGUCCCUGCUCCUAUCCCUCUACACUGGAAUAUCAUGGCAACUUGACAUUUCAAGAUGAAGUUACUAUGUCGCCUUUGGCUGACUCGACUCUGGCUAAAAUAAGCUUCCGAAUGAAGUUUGAUCGCCAUAUUGAAGAAAAAAAAAAAAAAACUUUAUAUGUCGUACUGUCAAAAAAACGUGGUGUUAUUCAUAAAUCUUGAUAUAUUUUUGGUUUAUUUGUGUAUUAAAUAUGGAUAUAAGAGUGUAAAUUGCAAUGUGCGCAGAUUGUAAUAAUAAUACUAAAAUCGGAAAUCCUUAGUAUUGAUGCAUUUUGAAAUAACAAAUAAAAUUUAUAAGAAUUGGGUGCACAUCGUACUGUUCGUAGGGUUUAUCGUUACUGUAUCGGUUUGUGUCAAUUAAAAUAGAAGUUAAGGUUUUUGGAAUACAAAUAUUUAUAAAUCAUUAUAAUGGGCAAACAACGAAAAACGAGGAAAAUAGUAGAGAAAAGAUUUGCAAAAAUGAAAAAAAUGAUCAACCCCAGCGACUCUCGGAUAAAAAAUAGCGAAAGGAGUGAACCAAAGAAGAAGAAACCUGUAGAUCCUCAUGUAAUUAAAAUACGUGAAGUCCCACAAACAAGUUCCGCACUAUUCUUCCAAUACAACAUGCAGCUAGGACCGCCAUAUCAUGUACUAAUUGACACAAACUUCAUCAACUUCUCAAUAAAGAACAAACUUGAUAUCAUACAAAAUAUGAUGGAUUGUCUUUAUGCUAAAUGCAUACCAUAUAUUACUGAUUGUGUCCUUGGAGAAUUGGAAAAACUUGGAAGAAAGUAUAGAGUAGCUUUAAGGAUUAUCAAGGACCCACGAUUUGAGAGGAUAGCAUGUCUUCACAAAGGUACAUAUGCUGAUGAUUGUUUAGUACAAAGAGUUACACAACAUAAAUGUUAUAUUGUAGCUACAAAUGACAAAGAUUUGAAACGAAGAAUUAGAAAAAUACCAGGUGUGCCUAUAAUGUAUGUUGCGGAACACAAGUAUACAAUAGAACGAAUGCCGGAUGCAUAUGGUGCUCCAAAAGGAGCAAUUUAACAUUAGAUAUUUAAUUUAAUAAAUAUUAUAUUAUAAA